GCGACCAGAAAGCCAGCCGGUCUCUAUUAACAGCGAAUUUAAAGGGGCCUGUUGGAUGAGACUGCAUUCAAAAAACACCACAGACUGCCUUUAUGGGACGCUUCUGCGGCGGGGGUUACAACGCCAUGGCCAGCUAGCUGCUAGCUGACGAUCCGGCUGCUAGCUCCAGGAACCGGGGCAGGAGCUCCGGCGACGGGCGUCUAACUCGGCUUUUUAAAGUCUGUUUUCGUGCCGUGCCGUCGUUGGCUUAACCGUGCUCGGUUUGUACGUCGGCUGUACAAAUUUAUCAGGGGAAUCUUUCUUUCUAAAAUAUGUAGGUCACUGUAAACGACCGAUGGUGGUUAUGUGGGUCACAGACACCAGUGCGUUAACCUGUUAGCUGGAACAGCUGGUUAGCAAGGGAGCUAGCUUUAAUAACGAGGAUUUUAAUGAACAAUUUUAUGAGGAAACACAAUAACGUUAAUGUAUUUGCUUGUGUUAGCGAGGGAUUAUCUGCAGUGUGAGUGGCUGAGUCUAUUAUCGGGUUUAACGUCCAGUUUUCAUAUUUUGGAGUCGUCGCUAAACGGUCGCUAGCUAGCUGGACUGUUAACCGAGCAGCUCCACUAACCAGGACAAUAAUGGGUCAUGCUGAGUGAGUGGCCGUGUUUCCUUUGCGCCUAAGCCGGGCAGCAGCAGCUUGGUGCCGCUCAGACAAAGUGGACUGUUCCGGGGUUCGGUGGUAGGAGGAUGGCAUUUCACGGCGCAGGCCGGCAGACCGUCUGUGGAGACUUGUUUCCGGGCUCCGAGCUGGGCCACAAGUAUUUCUGUGUCAACUCCUCCUGCGGAGCACCCUCCACGGGCCUCAGCGCCACACCGUGCCUGACCGGACCCACUGCCCCGGCCGGGACUCCUCGUCACCCGACAGCUCUCGGAGGAAGCGCCGGCGGCGGAGCAGCGGUGCCUCAGCCCUACAGCAACCCGGCCAGCGAGGUGCCCAGCCCUGCGGAGAUGGAGCCGGACCGCCCCAUCGGUUAUGGCGCAUUUGGUGUUGUGUGGUCGGUGACGGAUCCCCGUGACGGUCGGAAGGUGGCUUUGAAGAAGAUGCCUAAUGUCUUCCAGAACCUGGUCUCCUGCAAGAGGGUCUUCAGGGAGCUGAGGAUGCUGUGCUUCUUCAAACACGACAAUGUCUUGUCGGCUCUGGAUAUUUUGCAGCCUCCGCAGAUCGACUGCUUUGAGGAAAUCUACGUGAUAACAGAACUGAUGCAGAGCGACCUCCACAAAGUGAUCGUGUCUCCGCAGCCUCUCACCACCGACCACAUCAAGGUCUUCCUCUAUCAGAUCCUCCGAGGUUUGAAGUACCUGCACUCAGCCGGGAUCCUGCACCGAGACAUCAAACCUGGAAACCUGCUGGUCAACAGUAACUGCCUGCUCAAGAUUUGUGAUUUCGGGUUGGCCCGUGUGGAGGAGCCCGACCCGUCACGUCACAUGACCCAGGAGGUGGUGACUCAGUACUACAGAGCGCCCGAGGUGCUGAUGGGCUGCCGGCACUACGGCUCGGCCAUCGACGUCUGGUCAGUGGGCUGCAUCUUCGCGGAGCUGCUGGGACGACGGAUCCUCUUCCAGGCCCAGAGCCCGAUUCAGCAGCUGGAUCUGAUCACAGACCUGCUGGGAACUCCCCCUCUGUCGGCCCUGGCGUCGGCCUGUGAAGGAGCCAGAGCCCACAUCCUGAGGGGGCCGCACAAACCGCCGUCGCUGUCGGUGCUCUACAUGCUGUCUGACGGAGCCACUCAUGAGGCGGUGCACCUGCUCUGUCGGAUGUUGGUCUUUGAUCCGACUAAAAGGAUUUCUGGCAGCGACGCCCUCUCCCACCCUUACCUGGACGAAGGGCGCCUGCGUUACCACACCUGCAUGUGUCAGUGCUGCUACUCCGUUCCCAGCGGCCGAGUUUACACCCGGGACUUUGAGCCGGUAGCUGAGCGGCCGUUCAGCCACAGCUACGAGAACAGUCUGCUGUCUGUGUGGCAGGGCAAAGAGUUAAUCCAUCGCUUCAUCACGGAGCACCAGCAGGGCAAACGGGUGCCGCUGUGCAUCAACCCUCAGAGUGCUGCCUUCAAGACCUUCAUCAGGUCGACGGCGUGGCAUUCCUCCAAGGUGUCCAGGAAGGAGGAGAGAUGAGCGGCCGUCCUCUUGGGGCUGGAGGAGCGACAGCAGCUGGAGAAAGGAUUUCAUCGGCUUUGGCGUCUGAAAAUACCGAAGAGUUUGGGUCUUUUUUUCUUCUUCUUUUUGUUUCUUCUUGUUCAUGUGGCGAGAUGCAGAGAGGAAACGACACCCGACCCCACCCUCCUCAAAACCCUCAAAUAUUUUUUUUUUCUCGGUAUAAAUCAAUGAAAUUUGUUGAAUAUGAAAACUACAGCUUCACUCUUAACGACCCAGACGGCUGAUCAGCUGAUGC
Molecule: messenger RNA, 2431 nt
Organism: Seriola dumerili (greater amberjack)
Lineage: Eukaryota; Metazoa; Chordata; Actinopteri; Carangiformes; Carangidae
Gene: nlk1
Product: serine/threonine-protein kinase NLK2-like
Exons: 12
Coding region: 727-2154 (475 amino acids)
Biological process (GO): intracellular signal transduction; protein phosphorylation
Cellular component (GO): cytoplasm; nucleus
Molecular function (GO): ATP binding; MAP kinase activity
Source: RefSeq, a predicted model, not a curated record